AUGACACUGUCAGCCGUUGAGCAUUGGUUGACUAUCCAUAUUCGCUCAUAUUUGCAUCCCAAAUUCCAUAUUACGACGCUUCGCAAGGCCGCGUUUGUUAUCGCCUUGGUAUCUUGUAUAGCGUCAGGGCUUGUCACGAUCAUCUCACUGUUUACAAAGCCAUGGCGCAAUCAUAUGCAUUACACUGCUCUGGAGAUCAAUCUUAUCUCCAGUGCAGUAAACCUAGGUGGGUACCUCACUCCUCCCUUGCUGGGUAUCCUAUCGGACUCUCAUGGCCCUGUGGUUUUGAGUUGGUUAGCGGUCGCAGGAUUUGUACCAAGCUACGCCUACAGCUCUUACAUUUUUGUGCAUGGAGAAGUGUACUUUUCUAUUACGCUUUUCGCUUUCUUCAUCAUAGGUGUCUCCACCAGUGCUCUGUUCUUCAGCGCACUACUCACAUGCGCUAAACUGUAUCCCAAGUACAAGUUUCUCUCCAUCAGCUGUCCGACUACCUUCUACGGCCUUUCGUCAUUACUUGGCUCUGAAGUGUUGAAACACUCAUGGUUCUCGGAAGGGUAUGACUACCUGAACUUAGGGCGUGUCUUCAAAUCUUUUGCGUAUUUCUAUGCAAUAAUGGGAACCAUGACCUGGGUUUCUACUAGCAUAGUCACUAUGUUGAAAGAACCAGUUGAGCAAGAAGAACACGAGCGUUUGCUGCCAACAGAAUCGAAUAUUACUACCAGCGAUUACAAAGAUCGAAUCAGACAAUUUGUGCGGGAUCCAAGCAUGUACCUAACACUUUUGACAUUCUUUCUAACCAUCGGUAGCUUGGAGAUGUUCCUAACGAAUAUGGGCUCAGUUGCUAUUCUCGUAUCGCCACAAGACCGAGAUAUUCAGCCUCGCGUCUUAUCGUACUAUGCUCUGUUUUCGACGAUAUCUCGGCUCAUUGUUGGCCUUGUGGCCGAUUUUUUCGCGCAGCACAAAAUAUCUCGCAUGUGGAUUCUCUACGGAUGUCUCAUAAUCGGCCUUGGUGGUCAACUAAUGAUAUUCAACACUGGCACUAGUAAAUCCUGGAUCACAACGGCUAGUGCGCUCUGUGGAACUGCAUACGGUGGACUAUUUACUAUUUUUCCAACUUUGACACUUGGUAUCUGGGGUUACAGUGUCUUCGGGACGGCCUAUGGUUGUUUCAUGGUUGCACCAGCCAUUGGAUCGACAAUAUAUGGCGUUAUUUAUGCGCGGACCUAUGAUUCCCAAUGCACCAGCCAGGUUGAAGGUGCGCAAUGCAUAAGACCAGUUUUUUCGCUCACCGCGAUAUCGUUUCUAAUAGCCCUGACAAUAAGUGUUUUCACUUACAUGGGAUUCUGGAGACGGAAGCGUUUGGACAUAUAA
Messenger RNA from Lachancea nothofagi CBS 11611, 1371 nucleotides. The record is from the annotation of a GenBank genome assembly. NCBI's taxonomy places the organism in Eukaryota, Fungi, Ascomycota, Saccharomycetes, Saccharomycetales, Saccharomycetaceae.